This is a messenger RNA of Chilo suppressalis (striped riceborer), 1253 nucleotides long. The record is from the annotation of a GenBank genome assembly. NCBI's taxonomy places the organism in Eukaryota, Metazoa, Arthropoda, Insecta, Lepidoptera, Crambidae.
GUCAAACAAGGUGCAUCGGUUUGUUUUAGAUUUAGCACACCGAGUUUAUUUUAACAUCUGAGCAGGAGGCAAAAUCUAUUUGUGUGCAUACUAUUUUAACGAUGGUGAAAUUGAAGUACACAGAAUACACAAGAGUUUACAUUAUUAUCGAAGUUUUAACGAUAGCACUAAUGUGGUGUGUAGGCAUUGAGUUUGCCAGUAUCAUAAUGAUAGUUUAUUUGAAAACAGUAUUUGUGGCAAGUGCAGUGUUUCUGUUUUCGUGUUGUGAUGGUGAAACGGCAAUCCAAAGUGAACACAUAAAAAUGAAUGAACGUCCCAUAAUCGGUAUACUCUCCCAAGAACAAGAUUACCGUUUGAAAGACAAAUAUUCGCAGGAGAAUUUCAUGAGUUACAUUUCGGCUUCAUAUGUGAAAAGUGUAGAGGCUUCGGGAGCAAGAGUUCUGCCAAUAUUCAUCGGAAAGUCGCGUAACUAUUAUAAGGAGCUCAUGAGCAAGAUUAACGGCGUUUUGUAUCCCGGAGGCAACACAUGGUUUAAUCAGUCGGAUGGAUACGCGGACGCCGGGCAGCAUAUAUACGAGAUUGCGCAGGAGUUUAAUGAUGCGGGAGACUACUUUCCCUUAUUUGGUACAUGCUUGGGGUUCGAACUUUUCGUCAUAAUGGCAUCGGGAAAGGAUAGACCCGAAAACAGGGUACACUGUGUUGCAAUCGGAAAUUAUCCCCUUAUGUUUACUGAAGAUUACCGAAGUAGCAAGUUAUUUAACCAAAUAAGUAAAAAGUCCGCGGACUUGCUCGAGAAAGAAAAUUCCACUGUGCACCAUCAUCAAUUUUGUAUAGUAGAUGAGAACUUGGAGAGAUAUAACCUUACAAAAGACUGGCGUGUAUCAUCUCACAGCAUGGACAAUCAGGGAAAGAAAUUUAUAUCCAGCAUUGAACAUAGAAGAUACCCAUUUUACGGAGUACAAUUUCACCCGGAGAAGCCAGCCUUUGAAUGGAACAAAAAGAACAAAUAUUUACGUUCACGCGAUGCCAUAGAUGCGCAACGAUAUUUUAUGGAUUUCUUUGUGGAAGAGUGCAAGAGGAAUUCGCACAAAUUCAUUGAUGAAAAAGAAGAAACAGAUUCUUUAAUAUAUAACUACAAACCAUACUAUACAGGAGCACAGGGUGCUUAUUUUACACAAUGUUACUUCUUCGAGCCUCAAAUGGGUCACUAAAGAUAUAAAUACAAACACAUUAUAAGUAAAAUUUAAUUAGGU